AUGAACAAGGACAGGAAUCAGGUGUCUGAGAGAAUCUUGAGUAUCACCUUGGAGAUCAUCUACCUGCUGACUGGAGAGGUGAGGGAUUCUGGGUAAUGUCAUUAUGGAGAUCAUCUACCUGCUGACUGGAGAGGUGAGGGAUUCUGGGUAAUGUCAUUAUGGAGAUCGUCUACCUGCUGGCUGGAGAGGUGAGGGAUUCUGGGUAAUGUCAGUAUGGAGAUCAUCUACCUGCUGCCUGGAGAGGUGAGGGAUUCUGGGUAAUGUCAGUAUGGAGAUCAUCUACCUGCUGGCUGGAGAGGUGAGGGAUUCUGGGUAAUGUCAGUAUGGAGAUCAUCUACCUGCUGACUGGAGAGGUGAGGGAUUCUGGGUAAUGUCAGUAUGGAGAUCAUCUACCUGCUGACUGGAGAGGUGAGGGAUUCUGGGUAAUGUCAUUAUGGAGAUCAUCUACCUGCUGACUGGAGAGGUGAGGGAUUCUGGGUAAUGUCAGUAUGGAGAUCAUCUACCUGCUGACUGGAGAGGUGAGGGAUUCUGGGUAAUGUCACCAUGUAGAUCAUCUACCUGCUGACUGGAGAGGUGAGGGAUUCUGGGUAAUGUCAUUAUGGACAUCAUCUACCUGCUGGCUGGAGAGGUGAGGGAUUCUGGGUAAUGUCAGUAUGGAGAUCAUCUACCUGCUGACUGGAGAGGUGAGGGAUUCUGGGUAAUGUCAUUAUGGAGAUCAUCUACCUGCUGACUGGAGAGGUGAGGGAUUCUGGGUAAUGUCACCAUGUAGAUCAUCUACCUGCUGACUGGAGAGGUGAGGGAUUCUGGGUAAUGUCACCAUGUAGAUCAUAUUAGCAUUACUAUUACCUUUGUUACGGUACUGUAAGUUAAGGCAUGUAAUUAUUGCAUUCUAUCCUGAAGUAAUAUCUCUUGAUAUAGCUGUUUGUUGAUAAUUUGUCUGUGUUACUUGUUGAAUUUUUUUUUUAGGAUUAUUUGGUUGUCAAGAAACCUGGUGGCCAUGAUGGACAUUGCAGCAAGUCUUAUGUGUCUGCAUUCUCCAGGACUCAAAGCCCCAGCCCAGUGCCUCCACCUCGCUCUUUGAUCCACGAGAAAAACAAUGACCUGAAGAUCUUGGAACUGACUAAUGAGAUCAUCCAGCUGCCGACUGGUGAGGUGAGGCUGCUGGGAAUGAAGGGGUGUUUUUGGAUGAUCCCUGUAUCACGGUAUCAGAUUCUUUCACAUUGUCACUUUAAGAGCUAUCACAUUUUAUAUGUUCUCCAAAAACAUAUAAUCCUCACAACAAGGGUAUCCCCGGAUAGCUUAUCCCCUCAGUAACCCUCGGUCCAGAGAGCACCUCUAUUGGCCAUAUGGUUUUCAAUCAUAAAUGUUUCAAAAGAUGUGACUAGUCUGAUGUAUAGCUCCAUGUGGCCAACUCCCGAGUCUCUUUAUUGCAUUUAGUUGCGUAGUUAGGUUACCAAAUGCUCUGAUGGAGUAUGCCUGCUUUGUUAAAGUUGGGGCAAUAGGGGAGUAAAACAGUACUUUUGGGGGCACACAAAGGCAUUCUCUGUAUCAAAGUUGGUGCAAGAUGUUAUGUGCACCCCAUUCAGGAGGAGAGCACAGCUGCUGUCUGCACACCUCUGAUCUGCACGUGGUAAAUAGCAUUUUAUAUGUAUGGUAAGUGAUGGGCAGAACUACUCUAAGGGGAUAAACUAGCAGUACGAGUUGAUGGGAUAAGAAUAGCCCAGACACAAACGCCCCCGAUUACAGUAAUUUAUUUUUGGGGGGGGGGGGGGGGGUGUUUGCCCUUCUUUGUGCAUUACCUAAUAAAAGGCAUUAUAAAAUUGAGUAUAAUUUCCCACCUAUAGUUUUCUUGAAGGUGUGCCAAUGCUUGUCUUGUUCUCCAUGUAGGAGUGGGAAUAUGUGGAAGAACCAAAGGAACCUUACAAGGCUAUUGUAAUGGAGGAUCUCCAACCCCUCAGCUCUCUGGGUAAGAGGAAGCCCGAUCACUGUCAUGGCUGAUAACAAACACCAUGCUAGAGGUCCAUAGUUUAUCUAUAUAGUCAGGGUCUGAGAAAUGUAUGAAGAAUGUAGAAACCUAUAAGGAGUGUAAUCAAAUAAAUGGUUCUCGUGGGGAUAAAAUAACAUGUAAACACACAUCAUAAAUCAGUAAUGGAUGAUUGCUAUAAUCUCUGAUAACGUAUUCAGCAGGACUACAUAUCCAUACAUUUAUUUGGUUAUAUAGCUUGAAAAUAGACGCCGCCUCAUCAAGUUCCAUGUUUCACCUUUUCACUCUUGUUUAUUAAGGUUGGAAAUAUGUGUAGUAUUUGCAGCGAAUGAAAAAAUCUAGAAUAACAACAGAAAGCUGAUCAAGAUAAUAUUAAUAAAAAGAUAUACACAUUGUAUACGACGAUGAAGUCUUUUUUUGGAAAUGUUUGUUUUAUUUGCCACUAAAAUGGACAUCUAGGAAGUUAAGCAUUGGCCUAAGAAUUAGCUUUCUAUCGCUGUGUGCUUUCUUUGUUAGUUAGCACAAAUAAUCUUACCAGCAGCAUCACUAGAGACCAUCAUAACGCAACACUCUAACUCUUACUACAAGCACGGCCCAGCUUGCAGCUCCAUUUAGCACAGUCUUUACAAACUGUACUGACUAACAGCAAUCAUUCCCAUCUAUUGGCAUCUCUGAGAGAUUAUCAUAGUACAAUACAGACAAUUGAUAAAAGUAGUAUUUACCUGUAGAAACAUCAUAGAAAGUCUGUUUACUAUGAAAUCACCAGCAAUAAGCUGCAAAACUAUUCUACCUCUUUAUAAAAGCAUACAUACAUGGCGGUUUAGAAAUAAUGUAACAUACUGAUUUCAUAAAUAGGACUUAACUUUCUUCACCAUGUGAUCCACUUUAGUUAUACGUUGAUUUUAAGUAUCUAACCAAGGACAUACAGUUGCAAGAAAAAGUAUGUGAACCCUUUGGAAUGAUAUGGAUUUCUGCACAAAUUGGUCAUAAAAUGUGAUCUGAUCAUCAUCUAAGUCAAAACAAUAGACAAUCACAGUCUGCUUAAACUAAUAACACACAAAGAAUGAAAUGUUGCCAUGUUUUUAUUGAACACACCAUGUAAACAUUCACAGUGCAGGUGGAAAAAGUAUGUGAACCCUUGGAUUUAAUAACUGGUUGAACCUCCUUUGGCAGCAAUAACUUCAACCAAACGUUUCCUGUAGUUGCAGAUCAGACGUGCACAACGGUCAGGAGUAAUUCUUGACCAUUCCUCUUUACAGAACUGUUUCAGUUCAGCAAUAUUCUUGGGAUGUCUGGUGUGAAUCGCUUUCUUGAGGUCAUGCCACAGCAUCUCAAUCGGGUUGAGGUUAGGACUCUGACUGGGCAACUUCAGAAGGCGUAUUUUCUUCUGUUUAAGCCAUUCUGUUGUUGAUUUACUUCUAUGCUUUGGGUCAUUGUCCUGUUGCAACACCCAUCUUCUGUUGAGCUUCAGCUGGUAGACAGAUGGCCUUAAGUUCUCCUGCAAAAUGUCUUGAUAAACUUGGGAAUUCAUUUUUCCUUCGAUGAUAGCAAUCCGUCCAGGCCCUGACGCAGCAAAGCAGCCCCAAACCAUGAUGCCCCUACCACCAUACUUCACAGUUGGGAUGAGGUUUUGAUGUUGGUGUGCUGUGCCUUUUUUUCGCGACACUUAGUGUUGUGUGUUUCUUCCAAACAACUCAACUUUGGUUUCAUCUGUCCACAGAAUAUUUUGCCAGUACUGCGGUGGAACAUCCAGGUGUUCUUGUGCAAACUGUAAAUGGGCAGCAAUGUUUUGUUUGGACAGCAGUGGCUUCCUCUGUGGUAUCCUCCCAUGAAAUCCAUUUUUGUUUAGUGUUUUACGUAUUGUAGAUUCGCUAACAGGGAUGUUAGCAUUUGACAGUGACUUUUGUAAGUCUUUAGCUGACACUCUAGGAUUCUUCUUCACCUCAUUGAGCAGUAUGCGCUGUGCUCUUGCAGUCUUCUUUACAGGACGGCCACUCCUAGGGAGAGUAGCAGCAGUGCUGAACUUUCUCCAUUUAUAGACAAUUUGUCUUACUGUGGACUGAUGAACAGCAAGGCUUUUGGAUAUACUUUUAUAACCCAUUACAGCUUUAUGCAAGUCAACAAUUCUUAAUCAUGGGUCUUCUGAGAGCUCUUUUGUGCGAGGCAUCAUUCACAUCAGGCAAUGCUUCUUGUGAAAAGCAAACUGUAACGGACCGUUUUGCAAAAAAGGGAAAAAAAACGCUUAGACGAUAAUCCCCUUUCAGAGACAGGCACAGCUACUGUAGAAUCACCAAAACUCACGAACUGAAUACAAGUGAAUGCUCCAAACUCCCGAACGGCAUACAAGGGAAUAAGAUAGCACUCCAAAUACACGAACAGGAACCAUACGAAUUGCUGCUACCAGACGAACAGGAAAAGCUCCCAAGCGGCUUACACUCCUGCAAUCAGUCUCUAUAAGCAUUCAGUAAAUCCCCCCCAAAGACGAGACAAGCUCCGUGUUGAGGGGUCAAGCAGUGGUCUGUUUAAUGAGGGCUACCUGCCCAGUAUUUAUGCAGUUCUCCCACCUGGUGGACACUCCCCUAGGGGACCAAAUGGGAGACUGUGACAAGGGACAGACAAGCAGACAAAUAGGACACACAGUCACAGUAUUUCCCACAGUGCAUCCUGGCUUCCUCCCCUCUGCCCUGGGAGAUAACUGGGAAGUAACUCAAUUAUCUCCCAAGACAAAGGCAAAACUCCAUUACACACGUGGAGACACAAAACCAGCAUUAUACUUUAAAAUACAUAAUGUAACAUUUAUUACACAAAACACAGACAUGUAACAUAUCCCCAGAUAGCUCAGGUCUGAGUGCACAUUAUUAGGUGAAUGGCACUCAGACCACACGAAUACAGCUUAAUCGCCAUGGAGCUAAAGUCUUUACACAGUCAGUUUCAUACGAAUGGGCUCCAUGGGAUUCCUAUCUGGGGUAUAAUACAUUCGAACAAAAAUACAGAACACCGGGCUGUUCGUGCACUUCCACCGAACAAGAAGGGAGGUUGGCGGCUUCAGCGGUGUUCGCGCAAAACUGUGUCCGAUUUUAGUUCCAUGAAAAUAGAGGUGAACACCGCUGUGCAUUCGUAUGUUUUAAAAUGGCCGCGACCUCGUGUUCGGGAUACGAAUGGCGGCCACCCAGCUUUCAUCAAUUAAGCUGCGGUUAACCGCAGCUUCAGGGAGGUUAAUUGCCGGCACACUCCAGCUCCCAGGUGGUCUAUUCAUUCGUGCGGUUGUUCGGUAGAUUGAAACUACCGAACAACCGGCAGAAAAGCAUGAAUACAGCUUUUCUGCAUGCAAAAAUAAAGUCUUUUAAAAGGGGGCCAUAGUCCAAAGGCAGCAGGCGAGCAACCAGGCUUCUCCAAUGCAAUGUGGCGAGAUUGGUCUCGUCACAUCUCUCCCCUUUUCCAAACAGGCUAACAGGGUAUCUGACCUCCUGCCGGUCAGUGCCCUUGUUAGUCCAGCAGCCCACCCACAAAACAUAAUCAGCAGCACAGCCCACCCACAAUAAAUGGUUACUACACCUGGGUAAAGGAGAAGCUUGUCCAUGUCCAGGUGCCUCACCACGGCUGUGCUGGGUACGGGUACGCUGACUUGGUGGGUUGCUGCGUGGGCAGAGACCAGCGGCACUCUGCCCUGUUGCCAGCGCUACUGGGAGGGUAGCCUGGUUGAAGCCUGGUUGUUGGAGGGGGAGACCGACUGUCUCCCCUUUAAAUACACCGCUCUGCUGCUGGAGACUGACUGUCUCCCCUUUAGAUACACAGUCCUGAUGCUGGAGACCGACUGUCUCCCCUUUGGUUACCCAUCUCUGCUGCUGGAGGGGGAGACCGACUGUCUCCCCUUUGGCUAAACAGCCCUGUCGCUGGGGGGCAGAACCGAACGUCCCUACCCCCUGUGCUGGCAGUGUAGAGACUACGGUCCCAUCUGCACAGUUGUGGGGCUUACUGUCUCCCCCGGGUACAUUAAGCUGCCGCUGGGGAGAGGGGGUAACAAGCUCCUCUCUCAUACAUACUUCCAGCCGCGGGGGAGGGAGACCGACUGUCUCUGCUCCCAAUACAGAGUCCUGCUGCUGGGGAAAGGAGACUGGGCUCUCUAUUCCCGGUAGGACACUCUGCCGCUGGGGAAUGGAGACGGGGCUCCCAAUUCCCAAUAAUCUGUGCUGCCGCUGGGGAAUGGAGACUGGGCUCCCAAUUCCCAAAGCAUCAUACUGCCGCUGGGGAAUGGAGACUGGGCUCCCAAUUCCCCAAAAAUCACGCUGCCGCUGGGGAGGGAGGACACUGCUCUCCUCUCCCUGGACUUCACACUGCCUUCCCGGCAUAUCACUUGGCUGCUGGGGGGCAGGAACAACUACCUCUGCCCCCUGUAACUCAGUUUGUCGCUGGGGAGGGAGGACACUGCUCUCCUCUCCCUGCACUUCACACUGCCUUCCCGGCAUAUCACUCUGCUGCUGUGGGGCAGGAACAACUACCUCUGCCCCCUGUAACUCAGCCUGCCGCUGGGGAGGGAGGAUGCUGCUCUCCUCUCCCUGCACUUUACACUGCCUUCCCGGCAUAUCACUCUGCUGCUGGAGGGCAGGAACAACUACCUCUGCCCCCUGUAACUCAGCCUGCCGCUGGGGAGGGAGGACGCUGCUAUCCUCUCCCUGCACUUUACACUGCCGCUGGGGAAUGGAGACUGGGCUCCCAAUUCCCUGCAGGACCGGUGGAGAGACCUCGGUCCCAUCUCCACCGGCCACCUGGGGUUCUUCCCAGUAAAACUGUACCAUCUCGUUCCCUCUGAAUGGGUCUGGCUCUGUCAUGCUGCUCUCCUGCUGAGCCUUCUCACUGUAUUGGAACAGCUGCUGGUAGCCCUGUUCUAGCUCCAUCUCCCGGGUCACCAGGUGGACCAAGUCUUGCUCAAUUUUGUGAGUGUCGUCCCAGUCAUACCUGCUCUCCCUCCACUCCCAGAGAUCACUGAACCGGGCUUGUGUAGGGCUCCCAAAUUCGAGCUCUGAAAACGGCUCCCAUAACAAGCCAGGACCAUCAAACUCCUCUCCCUCUGGCUUGUCAUGCUCGGCUGUCCAGGGUAGGUACUGUGCCCCAUACCACCAGAGCGCCUGGUAGGCAUCUUCUAGCCACAACUCCUGCCAUACUAGGUGUUCCAAUUUCCUCACCCAUUCCUCCAGGGGCUGCUCUCCCAGGAAGGGCAUCCGCAGGGCUACUCGCUUCUGCAACCGCUGGUCUUCCUUGGGGAAUCUCUCGCCCCGCUGGUACUCCACAAUACCCAGUGCCUGGUACCAGAUGCCUUUACGGACUGCAUCUCGGUCAUCCAUGGCACCCUCGUCAUACUCCACUGCUGGUUCCAUCUCGGUGCUGUCAGGGUCGCUGUACUGGGACAUGCGUUGCCCUCAAAUUGUAAAAAUCCACGGAAUGGUGUCACCUGUAGCUGUCCUGUAGUCUGUGGGAACGAUCCCGCCGCUUGCCACCAAUUGUAACGGACCGUUUUGCAAAAAAGGGAAAAAAAACGCUUAGACGAUAAUCCCCUUUCAGAGACAGGCACAGCUACUGUAGAAUCACCAAAACUCACGAACUGAAUACAAGUGAAUGCUCCAAACUCCCGAACGGCAUACAAGGGAAUAAGAUAGCACUCCAAAUACACGAACAGGAACCAUACGAAUUGCUGCUACCAGACGAACAGGAAAAGCUCCCAAGCAGCUUACACUCCUGGCAAUCAGUCCUUAGCAGCAUACAGUAAAUCCCCCCAAAAACGAGACAAGGCUCCGUGUUGAGGGUCAAGCAGUGGUCUGUUUAAUGAGGGCUACCUGCCCAGUAUUUAUGCAGGUCUCCCACCUGGUGGACACUCCUCUAGGGGACCAAAUGGGAGACUGUGACAAGGGACAGACAAGCAGACAAAUAGGACACACAGUCACAGUAUUUCCCACAGUGCAUCCUGGCUUCCUCCCCUCUGCCCUGGGAGAUAACUGGGAAGUAACUCAAUUAUCUCCCAAGACAAAGGCAAAACUCCAUUACACACGUGGAGACACAAAACCAGCAUUAUACUUUAAAAUACAUAAUGUAACAUUUAUUACACAAAACACAGACAUGUAACAUAUCCCCAGAUAGCUCAGGUCCGAGCGGACAUUAUUAAGUGAAUGGCGCUCAGACCACACGAAUACAGUUUAAUCGCCAUGGAGCCAAAGUCUUUACAGUCAGUUUCAUACGAAUGGGCUCCAUGGGAUUCCUAUCUGGGGUAUAAUACAUUCAAACAAAAAUACCGAACACCGGGCCGUUCGUGCACUUCCACCGAACAAGAAGGGAGGUUGGCGGCUUCAGCGGUGUUCGCGCAAAACUGUGUCCGAUUUUAGUUCCAUGAAAAUAGAGGCGAACACCGCUGUGCAUUCGUAUGUUUUAAAAUGGCCACGACCUCGUGUUCGGGAUACGAAUGGCGGCCACCCAGCAUUCAUCAAUUAAGCUGCGGUUAACCGCAGCUUCAGGGAGGUUAAUUGCCGGCACACUCCAGCUCCCAGGAGGUCCAGUCAUUCGUACGGUUGUUCGGUAGAUUGAAACUACCGAACAACCGGCAGAAAAGCACGAAUACAGCUUUUCUGCAGGCAAAAUAAAGUCUUUUAAAAGGGGGCCAUAGUCCAAAGGCAGCAGGCGAGCAACCAGGCUUCUCCAAUGCAAUGUGGCGAGAUUGGUCUCGUCACACAAACCCAGAACUGGUGUGUGUUUUUUAUAGGGCAGUGUAGCCGUAACCAACACCUCCAAUCUCAUCUCAUUGAUUGGACUCCAGUUGGCUGACAUCUCACUCCAAUUAGCUCUUGGAGAUAUCAUUAGUCUAGGGGUUCACAUACUUUACCCACCUGCACUGUGAAUGUUUACAUGGUGUGUUCAAUAAAAACAUGGCAACAUUUCAUUCUUUGUGUGUUAUUAGUUUAAGCAGACUGUGAUUGUCUAUUGCUGUGACUUAGAUGAUGAUCAGAUCACAUUUUAUGACCAAUUUGUGCAGAAAUCCAUAUCAUUCCAAAGGGUUCACAUACUUUUUCUUGCAACUGUAACAUUUUAUUUAAAACAAUGUUAAAAGGUAAGUUUUAUUUAGUUACCUCUGCUUCUAGCAUCUCAUUAUUUCUUUCUAAACAUAAUUCACUCCAAGGGAUUACCCCAACGAAAUACCUGUAAGUCCCCUUGUGUGUGAUGAUAAUUAGCCAACCUCUCUGUAGUUCAUAUAGAAAUACGGGUUUAUUUUUACCACGUUUUAUUCUUGUUAAACAUCAUGUCAUGACUCUUGCAUCAACGUUUACCAUGCUGUAAUGUUUUCAAUGUAAAUGAACCAUUUUGCAUUUUUUUUCCUAAAGAUUUGUCAACUUCCCAGAAAUUGUCUUCCACUUCGGAAACUCUUGUUUUGUCCCCUUUAAGUCUAAGUCAAGAAAACAAACAAUCUGCAAAUAAUUUUGAGUCAGAAUGCCCAGUGCUAUAUAAAGCUGGAACAAGAAGCUGUAUGAGAAGUGCGUCUGAUUCAUCAGUGAAUCAAGAAGAAAAAAAAACCACCAACAUUUUUACACCAACAGAACACAAACACGGAGAAUAUCCAUCUACUCAAAUUAAAGCAGAAUCAUCUCCAUGUGAAGAAGGAAAUUCCCCAGACAAUGACCGUUUUACACCCACAGAACAUACACAGACACAAUAUCCAUCUGCAGACAAUAAAGAGGGACCAAGCUCAUGUGAAGAGAAUUUCACAGACACUGACAUGUCUACACCCAUAGACCAUACAGUGGUAGAAUAUCCGUCAACGCGUAUUAAGGAGGAACCAGACACUUACGAAGGAGACUAUCUCACACCAAAUUAUGCACCCAGUGAUUAUAUAUGUCCAGAUGAUUCAUCUAACCAUGUUAAGGAGGAAUUACCUUCUUGUGAAGAAGACACUGACAUUGAUACACAUUCGGAACAAACACAGACAGAAUAUGCAUCAACUCAGGAAGAAGAAAUGGCACCUGGUAAUGAUCGUGCCCCAUAUUCUAUACCUUACAUGACAGAGAAAUCAUCUGAUAUAUUACAUGAGUCUGAGAAAUGUCCUUCAAAUAAUCCCCAAAUGGUUAAACAGAAAAGAACUCGCACAAAGCCAAAUCCAUUUACACUGACAGAAUACGCAUCGACUCAGGAAGAACACAUGGAAUCUGGUAUCGAUUGUGCCCCAUUUUCUAUAACUCACACAAAUCUAAAAACAUAUGCUUGUUUUGAAUGCGGGAAGUGUUUUACACAGAAGUCAAAUCUUAAUGCACAUUUUAAAGUUCAUACAGGAGAGAAACCUUUUUCCUGUUCAGUAUGUGGGAAAUGUUUUACACGCAAGUCAUCUCUUACUACACAUUUUACAAUUCAUACAGGAGAAAAACCAUAUUCUUGUUCUGAAUGUGGUAAAAGAUUCAACCAAAAACCACAUCUCGUUCAGCAUCAGAGGCUGCACACAGGUGAGACACCAUAUUACUGUUCUGAUUGUGGGAAAGGUUUUCGACGGAAGGAGGGUCUUCUUCACCAUCAUAAAACUCACAAAGUAGAUAAACCAUAUCCCUGUCCUGAAUGUGGGCAGUGUUUCUCCAACAAAUUCAACCUUGGUCAACAUCAGAGGAUUCAUGGCGGAGAGAAACCAACUUUGGAACUUUGA
Pelobates cultripes (western spadefoot toad) is the source of this 10652-nucleotide messenger RNA. NCBI's taxonomy places the organism in Eukaryota, Metazoa, Chordata, Amphibia, Anura, Pelobatidae. The record is from the annotation of a GenBank genome assembly.